Molecule: messenger RNA, 1581 nt
Organism: Trichogramma pretiosum
Lineage: Eukaryota; Metazoa; Arthropoda; Insecta; Hymenoptera; Trichogrammatidae
Product: toll-like receptor 3
Exons: 1
Coding region: 62-1483 (473 amino acids)
Cellular component (GO): extracellular matrix
Molecular function (GO): protein binding
Source: RefSeq, a predicted model, not a curated record
UAAAGUGUCGGCUUGACAGUAACAUUUACAGUGUAGUGUAAAAAAAAAAGUUACCACAGAGAUGAGUAAUCUCAAAGUUAACUCGCUCCUCGCGCUGCUAUUGAUUAUUCCAUUAGGAUCGAUUCAAGUCCAGGCGAGGACGGCGUUUACUUCGACGAAUAAAGUAGCCUCGAUCGAGAGAAGCGACGAUGCGACUUCCUGCGCCAAUAGAGUCGGUGAAAGCUGCUCGUCGUCGUCGUGCGGCGUAUCGCUGGAUCUGUCGGAUAUGAACCUCGGGCCGGUGCUCGAUAAGCGACUCUUGAACAGUCCGUUCGUCGAGAAGCUUUUCUUGCGUCGCAACCACAUCGAGAAAUUCGGGCCCGGUGUUUUCGACGAUCUGCCGAAUCUCAAGGUAUUGGACCUGUCGCACAACAGAUUGAGGAUCGGGGACAUGCUGUCGUUCGGCAGCCACAGCCGUCUGGAGACGCUCGUUCUCGAUUACAACGAAGCCAGCAAUCAUUCGGCCGGUUCGAGUAUCCCGGCGCCUUCCCUCGACCUGCCCGAGCACCUGGUGUUUCCGAAUCUGAAGCAUCUGUCUCUGCGCGGAAUCCGCGUGGAUCUCUCGUUCAAAAAUUGGAGCAGAAGCUUUCCGCUGCUGGAGAAGCUCGAUUUGUCGGACGUCAGUUUGGAGCACGCCCAGCGUACCGAUUUCAUAGGAAAGGUACAGCAGUCGGUCAAGACUUUGAUCUUGCAAAACGCCAGCUUGUACCAACUGAACGUGACUCGAUUGAUCCACAUCGUGGACUUGGACCUGUCCGACAAUUAUUUCACCGACGUAUUUUAUAUCUCGGACCAGAGAAAACGUGAAUCUUUCUUGCGUUUGGGAUCGUUGAAGGAUCUAAAAAAAUUGAAUCUGUCAAACUGUCGAAUUAGUAGAGUCGAUAAAGAUUCAUUCAAAGAAGCUGCUAAUUUUGAAGAUUUAGAUUUGUCGAACAACGACAUCAGACAACUGGACGACAAUUUAUUUUCGCAAGUAUUCGCCAUGAGAAAUUUGGAUCUGAGCAAUAAUCCUUCCCUCUUGCAAUUGAGCUUCUUGAAAAAAAUGUCGAGUCUCUAUGUGCUGGCGUUGGACAGCAUGUCUAAUCGAAAUUUAGUCGAAACUCUGGACGCCGUGGAUUACAUCACGGCCGAGAUGCAGUUGCGAGCCUUAUCUCUGAGAAACAACAGCUUGACGUCGCUCCCGAUGACGUACUUGAAUAGGUCGUCGUAUCUGAGUCAGAUCGACCUGAGCGACAACAAGCUCACCCAUUUCCGGCCUUGGAUGAGCUUCUCGGGCUUGAAAAGAUUGAACAUUCGGAAUAAUCUCUUCGCGACCUUCAAUAACACACCUCUGCCGUACGGGAGAUCGUUGCAGGAAUUGCACCUGGGCAACAAUCCCGCGAAAGAGAUCGAUUUAUCAAUUUUGAGUAACCUGCCGAGCGCCAGUACUUUGAGCUGGGAAUAAAAGUGAACGUGAAAUUUUUUAUUUGCGAAGCUUUGUGAACUUUUUGUAAGAAUUUUGUUUUUUUUUUUGUAAUAAAUGCCAAUUUUUCAAGACUUCAA